This is a messenger RNA of Tetrahymena thermophila SB210, 723 nucleotides long. RefSeq names its product Mpv17/PMP22 family protein. The transcript has 3 exons. Gene Ontology annotation, cellular component: membrane; cytoplasm. Lineage: Eukaryota; Ciliophora; Oligohymenophorea; Hymenostomatida; Tetrahymenidae. The record is from RefSeq and is a predicted model, not a curated record.
AUGAGCCUUUUCAAAUUAUACUCCAAUUUGUUGGUUACUCACCCUCUUAAAACUAAAAUGGCAACUGCUAGUGUUAUUUUCUCAGCAGCUGAUUUAAUGUGCCAAAAAUUUGUUGAAGAAAAAAAAUAGAUUGAUUAUAGAAGAACAUUUUGUAAUACUUUUGUUGGAGCAUUUAUUUAAGCUCCCUUACUUCACGGCUGGAUGAAUGUUGUUUUACAAAGAGUAUUAAAUGUCUAUCUUCCUAGAAUGGGCUUACUCGUAAACGCAACCAAUACCUAAAAAACUAUUUGGAGUGUUGUGUUAGAUCAGCUACUCUACUCUCCUUUUAUUCAAUUUUUCUAUUAUAUGUCUACAAACUUACUUAUCAAUGGCAACUUAGAAUCUGGAAUUAACGCUAUUAAAAAUAAAAUGCCUAAGUCACUUGUUGAUUCAUAUAAAAUUUGGCCUGCUUCUAAUUAUAUUUGCUACGGAUAUGUUCCAUUACAAUUCAGAGUCCUAUGGACUAAUUUAGUUGGAGUUGGCUGGUAAAUGUAUAUGAGCUAUUAAAAUAAUAACCAUCACCAUCACCAAAACCACAGUAAUAAAUAGGAACAAAGCUAGCUCUUAAGCGAAACCUAAUAAAAUUUUAUUCAAAACAUUGCUUAUACAAGUUCUCUUUUCUCAUUUGCAACUUAGUUCUCAAUGCAAAUAGCUUCUACUUAAACUAUGAUGCUUUAAUUUUGA